AUGAUGAAGCUGGAGGUCGAAAUCAAGGUGCUGUUGUAUUGGCUGCCAGCCCCUAAGGAGGUCGAUCCAGUUUCGAUGGAUCUACUUGGAGAUGAAAGCCACAACACGACCAUAUCGGAGGAGACGUUGGAUGAACUUAUUUCAACCGUGUUCGUGGAUCCCGCUUACCGAAGAGAUUUCCUGUUAUACAUCUCGUCGACUCCGCUUGCGUUUGCUGUCCAAGCUGACAAGUUCAACGGAUAUCAACUUGUACCAGAAAAUCGUUACUACUUUGGGUACGCAACCGUCCAGCUGAAAGCUAUUCUUCAAGACAAAAACAUUCCGGCUGGGGAGACAUCCACAAGCCACCGCCAGUUUGGAGCACUUCCUAAUGUUACGCUAAUUGUAACUGUGGAUCUCUUCAUAGCGCCCGUAGCGACAAUUCCUCUCCUGAAUGCCACCGUUGCCCGAGUCACGCCUCCGCAUGGAACGGCGCUGAUAGUCUCGGUCAACGCCAUCACGCUGCAAGAUCUGGAUGGCUCGGAGGAGCUUUCCGUCGAGCUGUCUGCGCAGCCAGAUACUACCAACGGUGACACGACUUCGGAGUCCGUUGCGUAUGCGCUACCGGUGCCGACGUCGACACUCGCUAGCAUCGUUGACGCAGAAGUGAGGCUGGUGGCAUUGGACGCUGCGUUCUCUGGCACGUUCAGCGUAUCUCUCACCGCGACGUCCCGCGAGCUCUACUACACGAACAUGUCCACCACGAAUGCGACUGUGGCCACUGCGGUGUACACGGCCGAGGUGGGGUGGACGCCAGAGCCCGCAGUGUACUAUGCGACGCCGCUGGACGUUUGGUUCGAGGCUGAAGAAAACACGGCUGUGGUGAUUCCGCUGAGCAGUAUUCGCGCAAGCUUACUGGCAGGCGUUCCGUUGGCUGCCGAGGACGGGCUGCAGUACGGUCCGUGCCGGCUCGCCUGGGACGCAGGCCGCGUCGAUGCGGUGUUCGUGGACGAUGCGAGCGUGACAGCGGCACCGCAUUCCUUUGGCGGCGACUCGGGUUUGCUCUCACCCCAGAUCAGUCGUUUGAAUUUGAGUUGUCAGAGAACGUGA
This is a messenger RNA of Phytophthora sojae, 1089 nucleotides long. RefSeq lists its product as hypothetical. The record is from RefSeq and is a predicted model, not a curated record. NCBI's taxonomy places the organism in Eukaryota, Oomycota, Peronosporomycetes, Peronosporales, Peronosporaceae. The coding region runs from base 1 to 1089 and encodes 362 amino acids. The transcript is spliced from 2 exons.